This is a messenger RNA of Brettanomyces nanus, 1110 nucleotides long. RefSeq lists its product as uncharacterized. The transcript has a single exon. Lineage: Eukaryota; Fungi; Ascomycota; Pichiomycetes; Pichiales; Pichiaceae. The record is from RefSeq and is a predicted model, not a curated record. Bases 1 to 1110 code for a protein of 369 amino acids.
AUGAGCUUCUUGCAGACCGAUCCAGCGUCUUGUGCUGGAAACAGUGCCAUUAAUAAGUUUAAUUCCAGAGCCAACAUGGAUAGUUCCAUUAACCAUCAAUUACAGUCUAAUGGUCGUCAGCAGUUGCAAAGGCCAGAUUUCAACAAGCUGCAUAGAAUCGAUGCAGGUUUACAAAAUGAAUUUCGAGACUUUGGAACGCAGGGCAGCUUUCAGGAAUACCGUCAGCCUUCACAGAUGCAACAGGGGUCACUUCAGCAACUGCCUCAGCGUGGUUGGGUCAACGAUUUCCAAAAGAUGACUAUUAGCGAAAGUCAGGAUCAGCGAAUGAAUCAAAUGGAUCAGCAAAGGGAUCAACAUGAUCAACAUAAUCAAAUGGAUCAACAUAACCGGCAAAUAUAUCAACAUAACCAGCAAAUGAAUCAAGCGAAUCAACGAAGUCAGCAAGCAAAUGUGCAACAAUGGUCGAUGGAGUUCAAUAGUCUCGAGCAACGACAAGUCAGAGCUCAAAAUAGUGACUCUUUCCAAACUGCAGCAACCAAAAUAAAAGCCGAGGUAUCUCCUGUUGGAUUUACUAGAUCAUAUGGCUACUCAAAUGCUCCAUACACGCUGCAGAGUGGUUUGCAGGACUCUUCAACUGAUAGUGAGGCCAAAAUUGACUUUGAUUCCGCAUUUAACAACAUUGAGAAACAGCUAUCGGAGCAUGGCAACAAUAUCAGAGUAAAUAACAGUGAGAUGAAUGUGAAGGAAAAGACCAUGGGGCCAAUAGGUGAGGUGGACAAAAUCAAGUUUGCGCAAUUGGCACAAUCUGUAUUUAAUACCAUGAACAGUGCUUCCCCCAAGAACGCAUCGAAUGAAAUGAAUGAGAAGUUCAAGCAGUCGAAAUUCAUGAACUUGAUGGAUCGGAUUUCGAAAAGAGAGGUGGAAAUUAACGAUAAAAAGGACAAAUUUGUCGACUCUCAAGGCCACGACAUACGAGACGACCUUCCAGAUCCUUUGAAAGACCUUAGGGAUACUGAUCUAAGAGACCUGGGCCCAUAUGAUUCUGCCAAAGCUGUUCACGAAAAACUGGGCAAGGAUCUUUCUUCAACUGCAUGGGAAACGACAUUUUGA